Molecule: messenger RNA, 1354 nt
Organism: Harpia harpyja (harpy eagle)
Lineage: Eukaryota; Metazoa; Chordata; Aves; Accipitriformes; Accipitridae
Gene: DHRS7
Product: dehydrogenase/reductase 7
Exons: 7
Coding region: 24-1184 (386 amino acids)
Molecular function (GO): oxidoreductase activity
Source: RefSeq, a predicted model, not a curated record
GGUACCAGCUGCUGCCGCCGGGGAUGGCGCCUCGCUCCUCACCCGGGCUGCGGGAGGAACGACCCCCCCCCACACACACACCACCACCGGCCCUCCCCCUCUCCCACAGAGCCGAGAGGGAGAGCGGCCCCCGCGCAGGCCACCCCCCGGCUUGUUUACAGGCCCCGCGGCCCAGGCGGCGGCCGCGGCCCUCCCCGCCGCCACCCCCUCAGCCCGGCCCGCCGAAGGCCCCGCACUGCGCAGCGCCACUUACCCCCCCGGCCGCGGCGGACGGCGCCGGUUGUAGCGGGCAGGGCCGCGUUCCCGAAGAAAAUGAACUGCGUGGCAAGGUUGUCUGGGUGACAGGAGCUUCCAGUGGAAUUGGAGAAGAAUUGGCUUACCAGCUAUCAAGGAUAGGAUCCUUGCUUGCCAUCUCAGCAAGAAGAGAGGAUGAGCUGGAAAGAGUGAAAAAGAAAUGCCUUCAGAUUAGCAACUUGAGUGACAAAGAUAUCCUUGUUCUGCGCCUUGACUUGACUGACAGAAGCUCUCAUGAAGCUGCAACCAACAGUGUUCUUAAGCAUUUUGGCAAGAUUGAUGUUUUGGUCAACAAUGGUGGACGUUCCCAACGCUCUUUGUUUGUGGAUACAAACCUGGAUGUCUACAGUGCCAUAAUGGAACUCAACUACCUAGGUACAAUCUCUUUAACAAAACAUGUCCUGAAUCACAUGAUACAAAGGAAAAAAGGAAAGAUUGUUACUGUGAGCAGUGUGAUGGGUAUCAUGGGAGCUCCUCUUGCCUCUGGGUACUGUGCCAGCAAGCAUGCUCUGCAGGGUUUUUUUAAUUCUCUUCGGACUGAGCUGACUGACUACCCUGAGAUAAGUAUCAUCAACAUAUGCCCAGGACCUGUACAGUCCAAGAUUAUACAAAAUGUCUUUACAGAGAAUCUUGCAAAGUCGAUAGAGAACAGCGGUGAUCAGUCCCACAAGAUGCCAACUGACCGCUGUGUCCGGCUCACCCUGGUGAGCACAGCCAACGACCUGAAGGAGGCUUGGAUCAGCGACCACCCCUAUCUGGCUGUUUGCUACCUCUGGCAGUAUGCACCCACUUGGGCUUGGUGGCUGAUGAACAGAAUGGGCAAGAGGAGGAUACAGAACUUCAAGAGCGGAGUGGACGCUGAUGCCUCUUACUCAAGAAAGAAGAAAUAAGGACAAAUGUGUACAAAAUCCUGCUUGUGCUAAGGCUGAGAAACUUUUUUCGUACUGCGUGGCUGCAAACAAAAGCUGUUUUUUAUCUGUUGCACCUUUGUCAUCAUGUAACUUCACAAAUCUAUCGAGGUAUACACACUUGACUAAAUAAAAAUCUCUUUCUAAACAUA